This is a messenger RNA of Lichtheimia ornata, 1002 nucleotides long. RefSeq lists its product as uncharacterized. The coding region runs from base 1 to 1002 and encodes 333 amino acids. Lineage: Eukaryota; Fungi; Mucoromycota; Mucoromycetes; Mucorales; Lichtheimiaceae. The record is from RefSeq and is a predicted model, not a curated record. The transcript is spliced from 4 exons. Gene Ontology annotation, molecular function: hydrolase activity.
AUGACAUUCCCAAAAGCUUACGAGCGUAUUCAUCCAUGGUACAGAGAACAUGCGAUUAAGCACGCAAAUGAUCCACCACCAUCGACAUUUGAAGAAGGACGUGAAAGGCAAAAGCAGCAGUAUCGAGCAGAGCGAGAGAAUGUGCCUCAAGUAGUGUGCAACACCUAUACAAUACCCGUGGAUGAGACACGAAGCAAAGGCAACAACAGCAACACUGUCCAAGUAUACGUGAUACGUCCACCUGGUACCGAGACAACCAUUCUUCCCGUGAUGGUCUUUGCGCAUGGGGGCGGAUGGAUUUAUGGUGACAAGGAGAUUUACGAGAUACCUAUUGGUGAUCUUGCAAUACGUGCACGAGCAGCCAUUGUCUUUGUUGAGUAUUCGUUGACACCUGAAGUACAAUAUCCAGUGGCAUUGGAUCAAGUUUGGGCUGCUAUUCGUUGGGUACAACAAUCAAGUGAUUUAAUCCAUGUUGAUCCCAGCACCCUGAUCGUGGCAGGUGAUUCGGCUGGUGGCAACCUUGCUGCUGCUACAUGUUUGCUUGCCAAACAACGUGGUGGUGCUGAUAGGAUGAUCCAUGGACAAGUCCUUAUUUAUCCUUUGCUUGACUUUGCACGUCCUCAUGCAUCCGAUUCAUCGAACUCAGUGGCACUGUAUGGUGAUGGUCCAGAAUUUGCUUUACCGAUUGAUGUGGUGUAUCGAUCCCAACGACUUUAUUGUGGACAACAAACGACCACGGAUAUUCUCAUCUCACCCACAUUGGCAUCCACCAAGGAUCUUGAAGGAUUACCACCAACGUUGAUUGCCACAGCAGAAUGCGAUCCUUUGCGAGAUGAAGGCGAAGCAUACGCAACCCAAUUGAUGCAAGCGGGAGUCCCUGUGGCUGCGAUCCGAGUUCUUGGAACCAUUCAUGGAUUCUUCCAGAUGAAUAAAGUUGUUCCUCACUAUUCCCAGCUUCUCGGGUCCAUCACAAGCUUUAUGCAAGAUGUUUUCAAAAACUAG